Vicia villosa (hairy vetch) is the source of this 903-nucleotide messenger RNA. RefSeq lists its product as uncharacterized. Gene Ontology annotation, molecular function: protein binding. Bases 1 to 903 code for a protein of 300 amino acids. NCBI's taxonomy places the organism in Eukaryota, Viridiplantae, Streptophyta, Magnoliopsida, Fabales, Fabaceae. The record is from RefSeq and is a predicted model, not a curated record. The transcript is spliced from 2 exons.
AUGGAUUCCGCCGCCGUCAAAAACUGUAUUCCACUAUCGCUGUACACCACCAUCACCACCGUCAACCACCCUGGUCCGAUGUGCAUGGAAAACAAUCCCUCUGAAUCAAAAACCAUCGUUGUCUCCCACGCUGAUCCGAUCAACAAGCAAAACAAUCCCUCCCAAUCAUCAAAGCUCAGCCGAAACUCUAUUCCCGAAGAAAUUGCUUUCUCUAUUCUCUCAAAACUGCCUGUAAAAUCAUUGAAGCGCUUUGCAUGCUCAUGCAAAUCAUGGUCCAUUUUAUUCGAAAAUACUAAUUUCAUGAACAUGUACUCCAAACAAUUCAUGUUUCGUCAUGGUUCUGAUGAUGAUGAUUAUCAUACAUUUAUACUCACAAAUCAUCUUGCCGAAAACUCUGGUGCUUGCCACUCUGCAUUCCAUUUGCUCGAUAAUAAUAAUAACAGCGUCAAAUUAAAUUUACCAUCUCCUCUUCAACAGCAUGUCGGUAUAAUGAUGUCCAAUAUGUAUUGUGGAAUCCCGCUACCCGUUGGGGUAAAACCUUAUUCUUCAGACACUUCUUAUAAUAAACACUUGGCAGUGAUAAAUGGAUCAAUUGCUUUAAUCUCAAAUUAUCACGAUGAAAUUGUUUUUCACAUAUCUAUUCUGGGUGAACUCGGUGUGAGUGACUCUUGGAUCAAACUAUAUACUUAUGGCUCCUUCCCUUCCAUCCAAUGGCCCCCAAUUGGAUUUGGAAAGAUGGGAUUCAUAUAUGUUACCAAAAAAAAUUAUGAACUGGCCUAUGUUGAUUUGAGCACCCAAAUAGUUAACGAGAUUGGUAUUACUGGUGGAAAAUUCGAGAUAUUUUAUGUUAAUGCCGGUCUUUAUAAGAAAAGCCUUCUUUCGAUUGGAGGAUCAACUAACUAG